Molecule: messenger RNA, 804 nt
Organism: Metarhizium robertsii ARSEF 23
Lineage: Eukaryota; Fungi; Ascomycota; Sordariomycetes; Hypocreales; Clavicipitaceae
Product: peptidyl-tRNA hydrolase
Exons: 2
Coding region: 1-804 (267 amino acids)
Source: RefSeq, a predicted model, not a curated record
AUGCGCGUCUCCGCCUCUGCCAUUAUCGCGGCCCUGCCGUUCCUGGCGUCCGCCCAGGAAGAUCCAUUGGCGCAGUACAAAGCGCAAUUCCAGACCUUCAUGGACAAGAUGAGCGGGUACAUCCCCAACCCGGGAACGCAUGAUCCCGUGGCGGCACUGGAGGCGAAGCUGGGCAGCAUGAAGAUGUCUACGUUGACCCUCGAGAACUGGAAGGAGACACUAUAUGAGCCUGUUGCUCCAGGAGCUACAGUUCCCACCGAGUGGUGGGUGUUGAUUUCCGGCCGUAACAAGACUUGUUUUGGCCAUUGCGGCAAGGUUGAGCAGGCUUUCAACGAAACGGCCGCCAAGUUCGCCAUCCUCCCCGGCUCUCCGCACAUGGGCAUGCUCAACUGCGACGACCAGCCCAUCCUUUGCAACGCCUGGUCCGCCGGCGCCGGCAGCAUCUGGUCCAUCAACAUGCUUCCCGCACCCGCCACCGUUGACAUCUACAAGAAACGGCUCAACCUUACCUCCACCACCUCCGAGGACCUCGUCAAGCUCAACAGCGCCGAGUCCAAGCAGGCGGCCGGCUUCGUCCCCCUCGACUCGUGGUUCCAUCCCUUCAACGGCAAGGCUACCGAGCUCGGCCUCUCCGUCCCCUACGGCUACGUCAUGUGGGCGUUUGGCCUCGUCCCCAACUGGCUCUUCAUGUUGAUCGUCUCCUUUGCCAGUCGCAGCUUCAUGGGCAACCGCAUGCAGCCCGGUGCCGGCGCCCCUGGUGCGGCACGUCCUGGUGCAGCCGCCGGCCAGCGUCGACCUCAGUAG